GCCCCCCGGACUACGAGGCGCUGCCCGCCGGGGCCACCGUGACCACGCACAUGGUGGCCGGGGCGGUGGCCGGCGUGCUGGAGCACUGCCUCAUGUACCCCGUGGACUGCGUCAAGACCCGGAUGCAGAGCCUGCAGCCAGACCCGGCUGCCCGCUACCGCAACGUGCUGGAAGCCCUGUGGAGGAUCAUGCGGACAGAAGGCUGGUGGCGGCCCAUGAGGGGCCUGAACAUCACAGCCACGGGGGCGGGGCCUGCCCACGCCCUCUAUUUUGCCUGCUAUGAAAAGUUAAAAAAGACAUUGAGCGAUGUAAUCCAUCCUGGGGGCAAUAGCCAUAUUGCCAAUGGUGCAGCAGGGUGUGUAGCAACGUUGCUCCAUGACGCGGCCAUGAAUCCUGCAGAAGUGGUGAAGCAGAGGAUGCAGAUGUACAACUCUCCGUACCGGCGGGUGACGGACUGCGUGCGGGCCGUGUGGCAGAAGGAAGGGGCCGGCGCCUUCUACCGCAGCUACACCACGCAGCUGACCAUGAACGUCCCCUUCCAGGCCAUCCACUUCAUGACGUACGAACUGGCGCAGGAGCGCUUCAACCCGCACCGCCGCUACCACCCCGGCUCCCACGUCCUGUCCGGGGCCUGCGCGGGGGCCGUGGCCGCGGCCCUCACCACGCCGCUGGACGUUUGCAAGACGCUGCUCAACACCCAGGAGGCCCCGGCUUCGAACUCCAACGGCGGCGGCCGCGUCACGGGCCUGGCCGGCGCCUUCAGGACGGUGUACCGGGUCGGCGGGCUGACCGCCUACUUCCGGGGGGUGCAGGCCAGGGUCAUCUACCAGAUCCCGUCCACGGCCAUCGCGUGGUCCGUGUACGAGCUGUUCAAAUAUCUGCUCACCCGACGGCAGGAGGAGCGGAGGGCGGGGAAGUGAGGCCUGGGCCCGGCCGCCCUCUCCCCGGCCCGGCUCGCGUCCGGAGGGGAGCCCACCGGAGGAGGCCUCCCCGCCGCCGGUCGGG
Tachyglossus aculeatus (Australian echidna) is the source of this 1005-nucleotide messenger RNA. RefSeq names its product solute carrier family 25 member 28 (gene SLC25A28). NCBI's taxonomy places the organism in Eukaryota, Metazoa, Chordata, Mammalia, Monotremata, Tachyglossidae. Gene Ontology annotation, molecular function: ferrous iron transmembrane transporter activity. Gene Ontology annotation, biological process: iron import into the mitochondrion. Bases 51 to 920 code for a protein of 289 amino acids. Gene Ontology annotation, cellular component: mitochondrial membrane. The transcript is spliced from 4 exons. The record is from RefSeq and is a predicted model, not a curated record.